AUGGGAUUCGAUGGUACAAGAGUAGAUCCCCUUGGAGUAAUAGACUUGUCCGUAACCGUGGUGAAGAGGACUCUGAAGGAGAACUUUAUUUUAACAGAGAUCCAUCCUUUUUACAAUCUCAUCAUGGGAAGAGGCUGGAUACAUCAGAUGAGAGGAGUUCCGUCCACCUUCCACCAGGUGAUGCGGUGCUUAUCUCCGGACGGGAAAGAAGUAAUUAAUCUGUGGGGCGAUCAAGUCGCAGCGAAGGAAUGCUAUAUGUUGACACAAGUUGAGGUAAAGGAGGAAGAGGAAAUUGCGAAGCCUACCGAGAAGACCCUCGAAGCCGUGAAAGUUAUCCUCGGCGACCCUCAGAAGGUUACUUAUCUAGGCUCUUCUUCCACGUUCGAAGAAAAUGAGGCAUUAAUUAAUGUUAUCUGGAGCAAUGCGUAUGCCUUUGCGUGGGAUCACUCGGACAUGGUAGGGAUCGAUCCCUCAGUUUCUUGCCAUAGCCUGAAGGUGGAUCCGGAGUUCAAACCAGUCAGGCAGAAACACCGAAGGUUUGCCCCUGAAUGCAAUCACAUUAUAGCUGAAGAAGUGAGCAAAUUGUUGCAAGCAAGUUUCAUUUGA
Cornus florida is the source of this 606-nucleotide messenger RNA. RefSeq lists its product as uncharacterized. The coding region runs from base 1 to 606 and encodes 201 amino acids. The transcript is spliced from 2 exons. The record is from RefSeq and is a predicted model, not a curated record. NCBI's taxonomy places the organism in Eukaryota, Viridiplantae, Streptophyta, Magnoliopsida, Cornales, Cornaceae.